GCUGCAAACAAGCUUUCCUCAAGAUCACUCGGGUGCUAUUCUAAUUUGUCACCGCUAUGCUCGGACUCGGAAGUAAGUCGCUGAUUGGCUGUAGGCUGUCAAACACGGAAGUGACGUUUAGGUGGCGAGUUUCGGCAUUUCAUCGAUAUAUCGUAUUCGUCGAUAUACGUAAGACAGAACUGCGCUAUCAAAUGUUUUUCUUAUUCUGCACACCUUUAUUUAUGCUCGUGGCCGGAAGCGAGUCGCCGAUUGGCUGUGAGCUCGCCAAGCACGGAAGUGACGUCCGCGCCCUUUCGGGUCUUGACUGUCGUCCCAGUUGGCGCUCGGUGGGGUUGAGCUACCUGCGCCUCCUGCUUGAAAGCACCGACUAUGGGGCACUUGUCGGCGCCCCUGUCGUGUCUCCUGUCUCCGGGGAUCGCCAGCCUGCUGCGACGUCACGUCUUGAAGGCUUCCCACCAUUUCAGCGCGGUGUCCCGCCGCCGCGGCCGCGGGCGGAGUGACUUGCUUUCCCGUUCGCGCGCGUCAGCUCGGACCGACCGCGCUUCGUCUGCGUGCGGCAGCUCGGCGGACAGCUUGUGGUCUGUUUACAACCACACUAAAAGACACACGCAAGAUGCCAUGCCGUCCGUCUCCAGCGUCUCCGUGGACCCCGACAGCAUCUUUGCCAACAACGAGAUGAGCCUGCGGGACACCGAGGUCUACGGCUUUGACUAUGACUACACGCUGGCCUUCUACUCCAGUCACCUCCACACCCUCAUCUUCGACAUAGCACGAGACAUCCUCAUCAGCAAGCACAGGUAUCCGGAGGGUCUGCGGGCUUAUGAGUACAUUCCCGAUUUUGCCGUGAGGGGCCUUCACUACGAUGUCCAGAAAGCGCUGCUGAUGAAGAUCGAUGCCUUCCACUACAUCCAGCUGGGCACCGUCUACAGGGGUCUUCAUCCGGUCCCCGACGAGGAAGUCGUCGCCAUGUACGACGGCUGCCACGUCCCUCUUGAGAUUAUGAGCGAUUUCUACGGCAAGAGUUCUCACGGCCAGUCCAUGAAACAGUUCAUGGACAUCUUCUCGCUGCCGGAGAUGAGCCUCCUGUCGUGCGUCAACGACUUCUUCAUGAAGCACAACAUCGACUACGAGCCCGUGCACCUGCACAAAGACGUCAAGGAAGCCAUCCGAGACGUUCACGUGAAGGGCAUUAUGUAUCGAGCGGUGGAGGCCGAUAUCGGGAAAUACAUUUGCUACGGCGAGCAGAGCCACGCCGUGCUGAAGAAGCUGCACGAGCACGGGAAGAAGAUGUUCCUCAUCACAAACAGCCCCUUCGACUUUGUGGAUCGAGGCAUGAGCUACAUCGUCGGCAGGGACUGGAGGGACCUCUUUGAUGUCGUUAUAGUUCAGGCCGACAAACCCGGUUUCUUCAACGACAGGAGAAAGCCCUUCAGGCGUGUGACCGACAAGGGCGCCCUACUGUGGGACAGAAUCCACAAGUUGGAAAAAGGGCAGAUCUACAAACAGGGGAACCUCUACGAGUUCCUGAGACUGACUGGCUGGCGAGGAUCCAAAGUGCUCUACUUUGGCGACCACAUCUACAGCGACUUGGCGGAUUUGACCCUGAAGCACGGCUGGAGGACGGGCGCCAUCGUCCCCGAGCUGAGGGAGGAAAUCAAGAUCAUGAACACGGAGGAGUACGUGCACACCGUCAGCUGGAUGCAGGCUCUGACCGGCCUGAUUGAGCAGAUGCAGGUCCGCCGAGACGCCGCCUCUCAGGCCGUGGUGGGGGAGUGGAUACGAGAGCGCCAAGCCAUGAGGUAAGCCGGCCUUUGACUUUUUUUUUCCUUCAUUCUUCAUUGCAAACUCGGCAAGCGUCCGCGUUGUUUGGACCUGCGGCCAUCUGAUCCGAAAUGACUGGCGGCUGCCGGCUCCUUGCCGGACGUUGCGCUUUCCCAGCUAAAUGAUCAAAUUAGAGUCCGCCAAGACCAUUUGCGUAAAAACAACCCAAAAAAAC
Messenger RNA from Hippocampus comes (tiger tail seahorse), 1996 nucleotides. It is a transcript of the gene nt5dc3, whose product is annotated as 5'-nucleotidase domain containing 3. NCBI's taxonomy places the organism in Eukaryota, Metazoa, Chordata, Actinopteri, Syngnathiformes, Syngnathidae. Gene Ontology annotation, molecular function: 5'-nucleotidase activity. The record is from RefSeq and is a predicted model, not a curated record. Bases 370 to 1803 code for a protein of 477 amino acids. The transcript has 13 exons.